Molecule: messenger RNA, 2656 nt
Organism: Solanum tuberosum (potato)
Lineage: Eukaryota; Viridiplantae; Streptophyta; Magnoliopsida; Solanales; Solanaceae
Product: calcium-dependent protein kinase 20-like
Exons: 7
Coding region: 559-2193 (544 amino acids)
Biological process (GO): protein phosphorylation
Molecular function (GO): calcium ion binding; ATP binding; protein kinase activity
Source: RefSeq, a predicted model, not a curated record
UUUUGUACUAUAAUCAUUUAAUCAACUGUAAAUGCAUUCCUACUAAGGUUUACAGUGAAAUGGUAGCUACGUGGGAAUGUGGUUUGAUUCUUACCUUCCCUUUCACGCCUCCUGGUUUAUUAGAAAAAGAGCCGACAAAUAUUACUAACAACAACUAAGAGGAGGUAAGAAUUAAUAUUAAUAUUAAUAUUAAUAAUAGGAUAUAUACAUACUUAUGCUGGUUACUAGGUACCUUGUCAAAAGACCCCGUAAUAUACUACUACUAUAUUAUAAUUGAAAACAAGAAGAUAUCCAUUAAUUAUGAGGAAAAUAGCUAACUAGCAUGUGAACCGUAAUUAUGUAUUUACUACACAACGCAUGCAUGCAAUUGCAAUUGAUUCAUACAUCUCCUCACUCACACACCCCCAAAACCAAAAAAAAAGAAAAAAAAACACUUCUUUCCCAAUUUAAUUUUAUAUUCAUUGGUUUGUGGGGGGGAAUUUUUUGUUUCUACAUUGUUAUUGUUCAUCAAUAUGGUUGAGAUUUUAAUUUUCUGAGCAAUAUAUAUCUUAUGUUUUGAUGGGGAAUACAUGCUCCGGACCCACUUUGAACAAAGAUUCAGCAGAUUCAUCAAAGACAGAUGGAAAAGGCUCUGAUUCUAAUAAUGUCCAGAACACCCCUCCUCCACAUCUUCAGAUACCUGGAGAUCAGGAUGAAAAAUCAACAAAUUCCCAAAAUGGUGACGACAUUGUUGUGGAAGAUGUCAAAAGAAAUAAUUCUAGUAAUCUUAAGCGAGUAAUGAGUGCAGGCCUCCAAGUUGAUACUGUUUUAGGACGAAAAACCGGAAAUUUGAAAGAUAUUUAUACUUUAGGAAGGAAAUUAGGACAAGGCCAAUUUGGGACAACCUUUUCGUGUGUCGACAAAGCUCAACAAAAAGAAUUUGCAUGUAAAUCAAUUGCUAAAAGAAAGUUGACAACUGAAGAAGAUGUCGAGGAUGUACGGAGGGAAAUUCAGAUAAUGCAUCACUUGGCAGGCCACCCUAGUGUUGUACAGAUUGUUGGGGCUUAUGAGGAUGCUGUUGCUGUUCAUGUUGUAAUGGAGCUUUGUGCUGGUGGUGAACUUUUCGAUAGGAUUAUAAAGAGAGGCCAUUAUUCUGAGAAGAAGGCUGCUGAACUUGCAAGAGUAAUAGUAGGUGUUGUAGAAGCAUGUCAUUCACUCGGUGUUAUGCAUAGGGACCUCAAACCUGAGAACUUCCUUUUUGUCAAUGAGAAAGAGGAGUCCUCAUUGAAGACCAUCGACUUUGGCUUAUCUGUCUUCUUUAGACCAGGUGAAACAUUCACUGAUGUGGUUGGAAGCCCUUACUAUGUAGCACCAGAAGUCCUGCGCAAGCGUUAUGGUCCAGAAUGUGAUAUUUGGAGUGCUGGAGUAAUAAUUUAUAUACUUCUUAGCGGUGUGCCUCCAUUUUGGGAUGAAACGGAGCAAGGAAUAUUUGAACAGAUUGUAAAAGGGGAACUUGAUUUAGUAUCCGAACCUUGGCCAGCUAUAUCAGAAAGUGCCAAAGAUCUAGUCAGAAAAAUGCUUGUGAGAGAUCCCAAAAAGCGGUUGACAGCUCACGAAGUUCUCUGUCACCCAUGGGUCCGUGUAGGUGGAGUUGCUCCAGAUAAGCCUCUUGAUUCUGCUGUUCUUUCUCGUCUGAAUCAAUUUUCUGCAAUGAAUAAAUUAAAGAAGAUAGCAAUCAGAGUUAUUGCUGAAAAUCUAUCUGGAGAGGAAAUUGCGGGAUUAAAGCAAAUGUUCAAAAUGAUAGACGCAGAUAACAGUGGACAUAUUACGCUGGAGGAACUGAAAAAGGGUUUAGAAAAAGUUGGUUCCAAACUUAAGGAUUCAGAAAUAAACAGUUUAAUGCAAGCGGCAGAUAUGGAUAAUAGUGGUACCAUUGACUAUGGCGAGUUUAUCGCUGCUAUGCUCCAUCUAAACAAAGUCCAGAAGGAGGAUCACAUGUAUGCCGCUUUUUCAUAUUUUGAUCAAGAUGGUAGUGGAUAUAUCACACAAGAAGAGCUCCAACAGGCUUGUGAGAAGUUUGGUUUGAGCAAUAUUCCCAUGGAAGAACUUAUGCGUGAAGUUGAUCAGGAUAAUGAUGGGCGCAUUGACUACAAUGAAUUUGUAGCAAUGAUGCAGGAUACUGGUUUUGGCAAGAAUGGUAACAAGAGAGUGUGAGCAUUGGCAUCCCAGAGGCCUUAGAACCUAGUAAAACUUGAUAACAAUCCUACCAUAUUGGUUUUAGUAUCAUCAUUACAUAACAUACACUUUUGUUUGCAUAUAUCUGUAAAAAUUACUGCUAAUUCUUGUGUUCCAUCUUAUAUAAUCCUGCGCAUCUUAAUUUUAGGCUUGCUUGGCCCUUUGAUCACAAAACUACUGCAGAUACCGUGGAAGCAGAUUAGAACCUGUGUUUCAUUCACUCUUCAGUGUUUCUGCUUUGCAUAGAAAAUGCAUUUUCUGCAGAAGUAAUGCGUGAGUCCAAGUUCAAUGCUAUUCUUCUCACCUUUUGGCGUAGUCACAAUAUCAGUCCUGUGCCCUCGUUUCACCUUAUUAGAUGAUUUUGGUGUGUACUACAUUCAUUUUUUUGAUGAAGUUUGAUGUACACUACAUUUUUUCUCUUGUUUAAUAGUAACAUUUUGAA